Molecule: messenger RNA, 2564 nt
Organism: Cuscuta epithymum
Lineage: Eukaryota; Viridiplantae; Streptophyta; Magnoliopsida; Solanales; Convolvulaceae
Source: the annotation of a GenBank genome assembly
AUCCAUCUCAUUUUAUUUGUCAAACUUCCCUUUUUGAGUUAUUAUCCCAAUGUAAGUGUCACAUCUCUUUUUGUGGAAAGAAGUAUGUGAUCGAUCUUUAACAUAUUAUUUUAUUAUAUUCAAAUUCCAAAGGUUACUAAUUCUCCAAUGUGGAGGAGAAUAUGCUCUAUUGAUGACUUUGCAAACUCAAUAUGUGGGACUAAUCCUGAUGGCUCUAUUUUUUGGGAGCCUAAAUUGGAUCGAUGGAAAGUUUUCCUUCAAAUCAGCUUUUGAAUCCAUAAGAGAUGAGCAGCCUACAUCUUUCUCUUGUACUCAGAUUUGGCAGUCUAGUCUGCCGCUAACGGUCAAAAUUUUUCAGUGGAGAUUAUUGAAAGGAAUACUUCCUAUUCUUGACAAUUUAGGCAGGUUUCAAGUUGUUCUCAACCCAACAAUUUGCCCAUUUUGUAGAGCUCAGCCAGAAUCUGUAGACCAUAUUUUUCUAACCUGUGUGAAGAUUAAACCAAUUUGGGAGUACUUUAUGGGAAUUUUUAGCAUUCCAACUCUUUAUCAAUCUUGUUCAAUCAGAAGCAUUUUCAUCACUUGGUGGCUUAAAGCUGAUGUUAAAAAAUUGGAAGAUAUCUUUAAGCUUUGCCUACCUGGUAUAAUCCCGGUAGCAACUUCCUCUCCUUUGGAAGCCGAAAUUAGGGCGGUGGUUAUGGCAACGACUUGGGCUCUCAACGAAGGGUUCUCGGAUAUAAAAGUCGGAAUGAAUUCUGCGGUGGCUUUGAAAUAUAUUAUGGACGGAGGAUCUGGCAGAUGGAGCGAUGAGGUUGCUAAAUUGUUGGUUUUGUCUGAAGGAAGAAGACUUUCCUUUUCGCAUGUGUGGCGUGAAAUGAAUUGGGUUGCCCAUUUUCUGACUUUUCAGCAUACGGGCCCAAAGAUUUCAUAGUCUCGGGUCUGCCAUCUUCCGGCCCAAGCAAAAUGUGCCUACUACAUGGAUCUUUUCGGGUUGCCUUCUCUCAGAUUUUCGCAUUAGUUGUUAUUCUUUUGGAGUUGGCUUUUUUAUUCUUUGAUUUAUUUUCUUUCAGAUGUAAUUUCCUCGGAGAGGUCUUUGGUCUAGUCCCCCUCUCUUUGUUGUUACUCUCUUUCUUAAUAAUAAUAUGGUAAAUGUACUCCGUCAUUUACCCAAAUGAUUUUGGUGGUUUACCUUCCGGAGGAGAAAAAAAAAUUCAACCAUAAAUUUUAGUUAUUCAAUUAAUUUAUUAAUAAUUGCGUCAAAUUAAAAUAGGAGACAUAAAUACUCCUAAAUUUGAUAAGGAAUAAUUGGUCUACCAUGAUAGAAAAGUCACACAAUCUUUGUGGUACCAGCACAGCAAUGUUCUAACUCCCACGACCCACCAUUACCAGCUAGUUACUCCCGGAGUAGACAUUGUCGUCGUCCGCAGAACUCAGAUCUCCGGGCAUCCUAAGAUGCUGCGGAAUAUCCCACACUUUAGCUGCCACGUCAUCAAUGUUAAGGGGAUAUUUGACUAGGGAAAGUGCUGGUAGAAACGUAUUGGCCUCACUUAUUUCUUUCAUACACAUUUUCUUCAAAGUUCUAGCCCUAGCCCUAGCCCUAGCUUUUGCCCUAGAUUCUUUAGCAGCAACGUCUUUCAUGGAACAGUCUUUUCCCCUUUUGUUAGCUUUUCGCGUGGACACCCCGUCACUCACGGCGGAAGACGGCGAACUGUCUGCGGCGGCGUGGGUUAGCUCUUGAAUGGCGAGCUUCGAUUUGGCGAAUAACCAACUUAGGGUUUUGCUGGGCUUGUCAAAACCCAAAGUGUCUUGAAGAUGGAAGAACUUUUGAGCUAUGGAGAUUGAGAGCCUGACCCUCCGGUCCCUUUGACCUUGAGCAGUCAUUAUUUUAGUACGGUGGUCCUUUUUCUUUGCCGCCUUCUGCUCCGGCCUGCCGGAAAGCAGAAAAGGUUUCUUUUUUAUGCGGAGUUGGCUGGUAUUGCCUGCAUUAUCAUUUCUAUAACUACUAUGGUCGUUAAUUUUGACUCCAUUGUUGGUGGUUGGGUUGACCAAAGUAUUGCAUGGAAAUUGGUGGUCCCGGAAAUCAGGAAGGAGGAUCCAGUGAUACCCUCCGCCGUGGGAGGUGGCGGAGCUGGCUGAGAGGUGAGUAAGGGCGUUUGGUUGGGUGGAGGAGAACAUUAUUGCUAAUUAAUUAAAGCAUGUACUCUACUUCCUCGAACUUACUAUUUAGAGAAAUAAUUGAAACAAUCGUGGAGAAGGACAGGAGGAAAAGAAAAGAGUUAGGUGGUUUCAAAUCAUAGCAGACCAAUCCCUGAGACUCCGUAUAUACCUAUUCGAUUGCUGUGGCUGUGUGCUUAACGUUUACUCAUCAUAGACCCAUCUUUCACCCACUUGCCAAAACAGGAACGUACCCACACUAGUCAGUGUUGCUUCUUUUCCUUUUGUGGUACAUCGAUGUGUCAAAUGCUAAGAAACUAUAAUUAGAACAAGUUAAGUACUAACAAACUAGAAUUAGACACCAAAAUUAUAAUUCCGUUUGGUAAUACAAAGAUUAACUGAAUUGAUUCAAU